Molecule: messenger RNA, 1947 nt
Organism: Colletotrichum godetiae
Lineage: Eukaryota; Fungi; Ascomycota; Sordariomycetes; Glomerellales; Glomerellaceae
Exons: 3
Coding region: 1-1947 (648 amino acids)
Source: RefSeq, a predicted model, not a curated record
AUGGGUAUAACGUUUCCUCUGAACGAACUUACCCAGUAUUCUAAUAUCAUGGAAGACUCCGCAAGCGUCAACUGUGGAGAAACGAACGUCUCAUCCUCCGCGUCGGAAGCCCAGCAAAACGACACGGCCGAUAGCCUCAUCGGCGAUUACUCCGCCAACGGAAUCCAGCAAUUUCUUCUCGAUAUUAUCAUCAUAAUUCCAUCAAUCUGCUUCAUCAUUUACGGCUUGAUAGCUCUCAGACACAAUGAUCAGCCGAUCGACAAGGACCCAGUUCCAGCCUUACGCGUGACGGCUACGUAUAGCCCGACAGUUUUCCCGAUCGUAUAUGCCGCCAUUACUGCCAAUUUGCUGAAGGCUGCAGCCGGUUGGAAAAUGGAGCGCGGUGUCACAGUCCUCAGUCUAGAGUACCUACUCAGCUGCCGUACCGUCUUCAGCGCCGUUACAACACCUUUGUCCCUACGAUCUCUCUGGUUCAUGUCUCCUCUAGGAGGCCAGGCAGCUCUACGUAUUAUUGAUGUGGUCUCGUCUCAAGCAUCAGAGUCCUAUCCGUUUGAGUGUCUCGAGUUCAUGUCCAUCUUUCCACACUCAGGGCCCCAGAGUUCGGCCGGAAACAGCAUAUUGCCCUCGAUUCAAGGAGCUUUUAUCUCGGCCUUAUCUAGUCCCAAGGAUAUCAAAGCUGGACCUCGAGACGCGUUCGGAAAUGUCAAGAUCCCCAUGCUCGAAUACUAUCGGCAGACAUCAACAACAAAACCUGAUGCCGGCGGCUGGUACAAUGUCAACUCCAAUGAUGAAGAUAACGUUUGGUCAGCAAUUAUUGGAAUUCCAAUUGCAACGCAAGGUGGUUUCUCCCAGGGGCAGAACUAUUCUUUCACCAUGACGACGGCUUAUAUGAGCGCAGACUGUUCAGUACAACGUGGAGAGUUAAUGACUUAUGGAAUGUGGUAUGAAUACCAAAGUCAAAUCCUUAAGAGUCAAGUAUACGGUGCUGGCGGAACAUUAAUCAUCAAGAGCGACGGACUACACAACCAGCUCAGCAAAGACCCCAGGCAUCUGAUACUCACGGCUUACUACCCGACGAACGAAACAAACACUAAUGCUACAUGUACUCUCGUAACGACGCACGCCGAAGUCGAUGUUGCGUGUCAUGGACCUCUCUGUGGUGCCCGUCGGAUUAGGCGAAUCGAGAAGCCGGCCAAUAUGACAGUGACGACGGUAUUGGAUGGGGUUACAGCGGAGGGAUACCACAAAAUCGCACCGGUGGGAGUGUUUGACUUCUUCAUGAAAACCCUGAUGCGGGUCACGUUGACAAUAUGGCAGGGGGAGCGUGACACAUUGUACAAACCGUUCCCUUCGCCUUUAGAAACGUACUUCACCUACCCAGACGCCCCCUUUUCUGCACCAGGUAUUGGUUCUUGGAACGGAACUGAUAUUUACCAAGUCGGAGAUGAAGUGGUCUCCCAGAGAUUUUCCCAGCUGCUCAACACUUUUUGGCUUGCUUCAGUGGCAUCUCGGAACAUCACCGGGAACUUCAACUUUCGGGCACAGACUCUGAAUCCGGGAAUCGAGAGUACGCUCAUUCAAAACAUUACAGGUACACGAACGCCUGAUGAGUUAGUUAUGAGGGUCAACGAAAUUUGGAUUUCAAUCCUAUUCAUCACCUCGGCCAUCAUGCUAGCUUCAGGUAUCGCGGCUAGCAUCUUCAGCUGCCUGAGACGAGGCCCUGAUGUACUCGAUCGAGCUACGUUCUUCCUGAGGGACAACCCACACGUCAAAGUCGCUCAACAGAGCUCCUUGGAGGAUGGAACCAGCCAGGUCAAAAGGGUUAAAGGAGUGCGAGUUUGCAUCGUCGAUGUUACGCCUUUGGAGGAAACUGGACAUGUCGCUUUUGGCACGGUCGGGGAAGCCAUGCCAUUGAGGUGGCAGGAAAAGGAGAGGCGCUAUUCUUAA